AUGAGUGGAGUAGCAAGUUCUGGAGUUGCUGGAACUGCAGGUGGGGGGUUGCAAAAGGAGAUACAGCAAGUUACGGCUUUAUUGGAAAAUUUGAAAGUUUCAGAAUUAAAAACGAUAUGUAGGGCUAUUCAAUUAACAAUAUCUGGGAGAAAAGCAGAGUUACAGGAUAGAAUAAAGGAUUAUUUGAAAAGUUCGAUGGCCAUAGGCCGAAUAGAUCCUUGGAGACCCAAAGCUGUUAAGGUUCUUAUAGAAAAGGCGAAAGCCGGUGACCCACUCCCCCAAUAUGAUAUGGUAUGGCAAGCAAUGAAGACAGGUGCAUAUAUUCACCCAGUAGCAACAGGGCACCAACCUGUAAGCACAUUACAACAAAGAAAUAGAACUAAUGUAACAAGUACAUCAAGAGCAAAUCUUGUUAAUGGGAAGUUCAAACCGCCCCCGAUUGAUGUAGAUAAAAUUGAAUCUUUGCAUUUCAAGGAAUCUGUUUUUUAUAAAUUAAAGAAAGCCAUACCAGAGAGUCGCAUGAAAAUCAAGGUCACUCAUGUCAGAAUGGUAGCAACAGCUAAAUUUAGGAUAUCAAAAGCUGAUUACGAUUUAUUUCAAUCAAAUAAAAAUUUUAAGUUAUAUCUUUUCAGUGGGAUACUAAGCAGUUUUGGUUCACCAGGUAACGAACCUAUUCAAUUCCCAUAUCCAACUGAAAUUAAGUUCAACGAUGAGAAAAUAAAGGAUAAUGUAAGAGGUUUAAAGAACAAGAUCGGUACUGCAAACCCAGCAGACUUGACAGCUAAUAUAAAGGGACCGUUUGAACAAAAUAAUUUGGAAGUUAUCUAUGCUUCAAAUUCCAGUAUAUUUCUAAUGUGUUGUUAUAUAGUCGAAGAAGUGGAACCAGAACAAGUGCUUCAAAUUGUGCUAAAGAGUCCUAGGAUCAUUAAAGCUGCAACUUUGCAUUAUAUCAAACAAACUAUUUCGACAGAUGAUGAUGAUGACUUAAUAACGACAUCUACUGUGAUGAGUUUACAAUGCCCAGUAUCGUAUACUAGAAUGAAAUAUCCAGCAAAAAGCAUCAACUGUAAUCACUUACAGUGCUUUGAUGCUUUAUGGUAUCUCCACUCUCAAAGGCAGAUACCUACAUGGCAGUGCCCUGUAUGCCAAAUUUCUCUAAGUAUUGAAACAUUGGCUAUCUGCGAGUAUGUAGAUGAAAUCUUAAAAAGUUGUUCGGAAGAUGUUGAGCAGGUGGAACUUGCAGCAGAUGGUAGCUGGACACCAUUAGACGAAGAUGGAAACCAUAUUGGGAAAGCUAUAAAUACUAAAACCGAACUUAAAAAAACUGAGAAUACAAUCAUUAAGCAAGAAAAUUCUAAUGAAAUUGCAAGUUCCUUAGGAAAGGAAAGUUCUGUCUCAUCUCAGACUCACUCUAACCAACCUGAGCCUACUAUAAUCUCAUUAGAUAGUGAAGAUGAAAGUGAAGCAAGGAAUGACAAUACCAUGAUCAAUACGGCUACUAGUGAGGAGGCAACUUCCGAAGUUCCUCCUAGAGAAAAUGUUAGUAAGUCUUCAGUGAAUAAAGAACAUAACGAAGAUGACGAUGAUGAUGAUGACAGAGCGUUGACAAUGUUUUUAUCAAGAAUACCCCCCGUCAUACCACCUUCGCCAUCUGAAAGUAAUACAUCAACCAUUGAUGUGACAAAUAACGUAAGUAGUGGGAUUGAAAAUGCAUCUCUGAAUCAAGUAUCAAGAGAGGUAGCUACAAGAAAUGAUGAUUCUAGUAUUCGUACUGAAAUUAGUCAGUCCACUGCAAAUACUGGUAUCGCAACAGCGGAAUCAUCCCUAAAUACUGCUACUCCUACCGAUAUUUCAUCCGUAGCUUCGGGGAAUCCUACAUUAUCGCCAUCGGUUUCUAUUUCAGGUUCUGCAUUACCUUCAAUUUUCCGUAAUUCAUCACAAGUCCCAAGAACAUCUGGUAAUAAUAAUAGCACUGAUAAAAAUAAAGUACCAGGUGUUCAACUUCCAAGCAUUCCUAGCCAGGUGAAUAAUGAGAUUGAAGUUGCUGGAAAUUCAUUACUUGGAUUGUCGGGAAGCAUAAAUUUUUCAGCUCCUUCUUUGGAAAGAACUAGUCCAGUUCAGAGUAGUGUUAAUUCUAAUAAUAUACUUGGUAUAUCAGGUGAGAUACCUUCCUUUAAUUCUAACAGUGCAACCAAUACUUCUAAAGCAGUAGAAGUCACAAAUAACAGACAAAAUAGUGUGGAUACUUCACAUAACAAUCCUACGUUUAGAGAUGCUCCAGUUCCUCCAGGUAGAAAUAGAAAAACGACGGUAUCUCCAUUUAUACCUAAGAAACCUUAUCUUAACAUUCUACCCCAGAAGAGACAUAAUGUUGAGGGUACUGAUAAUUUGCCUGCCUCUCCGACGAGUAGACUUAGGUCAACUUCACCACAAGGACAAAUUCCUCGGUUAUCAGGAACUAUGGCAGGCAACCUUGGGGUUUCAAUGGAUGAAUCGGUUGGAAAUAGGGAAUCUAUUUCCUUACCAAGGUCGAAUAAUAUUGAUGAUUUAGAUAUAAUAGAUUUGACAUCUGACGAUUAA
Molecule: messenger RNA, 2580 nt
Organism: Vanderwaltozyma polyspora DSM 70294
Lineage: Eukaryota; Fungi; Ascomycota; Saccharomycetes; Saccharomycetales; Saccharomycetaceae
Exons: 1
Coding region: 1-2580 (859 amino acids)
Biological process (GO): protein sumoylation
Molecular function (GO): SUMO ligase activity; zinc ion binding
Source: RefSeq, a predicted model, not a curated record